AUGGGUCAGAGAGAAGGAGCCUCGGCCGGUGGGGAGAGGAGCUACUCGGCGCCAGCGGGAGGGGACCGCGCCUGCCGCACCUGGGCUCACAAGCAAGGCCAGAUCCAGGGUCUGCACCCUCGAAUCAUCACAGAAGGAUUUGAAGCUGCCAAGACGAAGGCCCUCGAAGUCUUGGAUCAGAUAAAAAUAAGCAAGGAAAUAGAUUGAGAAAUCCUCAUUGAUGUGGCCCAGACAUCCCUGGGCACCAAAGUUAAUGCCGACCUGGCCGACAUGCUGACAGAGGCGGUGGUAGACUCAGUGCUGGCUAUCAGGAAGCCAGGUGAACCUGUCGAUCUUUUCAUGGUAGAGAUAAUGGAGAUGAAGCAUAAAUCGGAAACUGACACAACGUUGAUCAGAGGACUGGUCUUGGAUCAUGGUGUCCGACAUCCUGAUAUGAAGAAAAGAAUAGAAGAUGCUUACAUUCUUACAUGCAACGUGUCAUUAGAAUAUGAAAAAACAGAAGUGAAUUCUGGAUUUUUUUACAAAAGUGCAGAAGAGAGAGAGAAACUAGUAAAAGCCGAAAGGAAAUUCAUUGAAGAUAGAGUAAAGAAAAUAGUGGAACUGAAAAGAAAAGUGUGUGGUGAUUCAGACAAAGGAUUUGUUGUUAUUAAUCAAAAGGGAAUUGACCCGUUUUCUUUAGAUGCUCUUGCAAAAGAAGGCAUAGUAGCUCUCCGCAGAGCAAAAAGAAGAAAUAUGGAGAGGUUGACUCUUGCAUGUGGUGGGAUGGCCAUGAAUUCUCUAGAUGACCUAAGUGCUGAUUGUUUGGGACAUGCAGGACUUGUCUAUGAAUACACACUGGGAGAAGAGAAAUUCACCUUUAUUGAAAAAUGUGGCAAUCCUCGAUCUGUCACGCUGUUGAUCAAAGGACCAAAUAAGCACACAAUUACGCAGAUCAAGGAUGCAGUAAGAGACGGUCUGAGAGCUGUCAAGAACACCAUUGAAGAUGGCUGUGUGGUUCCUGGUGCUGGCACAGUGGAGGUAGCUAUAGCUGAAGCUCUUAUCCAACAUAAGCCCAAUGUCAAGGGAAGGGCCCGUCUUGGAGUGCAAGCUUUUGCUGAUGCAUUGCUCAUUAUUCCCAAGGUUCUUGCUCAGAACUCUGGCUUUGACCUUCAGGAGACACUAGUACAGGCCGAACAUUCGGAGUCAGGACAGCUUGUUGGUGUUGACCUAAAGACAGAUGAGCCAGUUAAUGCGGCUGAAGCUGGCAUCUGGGAUAACUAUUGUGUCAAGAAGCAGCUGCUUCACUCUUGCACUGUGAUUGCCACCAAUAUUCUCCUGGUUGAUGAGAUCAUGCGUGCUGGAAUGUCUUCUCUGAAAGGUUGAGUGGAAUCAGAGGUUUCCGUCUUAAUCAGCUGAAUCAUGAAGGCCCUACAGAAAGAACAACAAAAUGUGUGUUUGGCGGCAGAAUUUUUCUUGCCAGCCACCAAAGGAUUUUCCAAAGAAUAAUUGUUUUUCUUACUGUUGCAGUAAACCUUGUUUCUCAAACUGAAAUUAUUGGCCCGUAUUCAAAUGUAAGGUCCUAAAAUUGAUUACAGUAUUUAUUUUUUUUUUAAUUGCACUGAGGCCUACAAUUAAAGCUGCGGUCCUUUUUACCCAAUCGA
Messenger RNA from Dromiciops gliroides (monito del monte), 1640 nucleotides. RefSeq names its product T-complex protein 1 subunit zeta-like. Gene Ontology annotation, biological process: protein folding. Gene Ontology annotation, molecular function: ATP binding; ATP-dependent protein folding chaperone; ATP hydrolysis activity. Gene Ontology annotation, cellular component: chaperonin-containing T-complex. Lineage: Eukaryota; Metazoa; Chordata; Mammalia; Microbiotheria; Microbiotheriidae. The record is from RefSeq and is a predicted model, not a curated record.